Molecule: messenger RNA, 2239 nt
Organism: Mustela lutreola (European mink)
Lineage: Eukaryota; Metazoa; Chordata; Mammalia; Carnivora; Mustelidae
Gene: MMP28
Product: matrix metallopeptidase 28
Exons: 8
Coding region: 299-1861 (520 amino acids)
Biological process (GO): collagen catabolic process; proteolysis; extracellular matrix organization
Cellular component (GO): extracellular matrix
Molecular function (GO): metalloendopeptidase activity; zinc ion binding
Source: RefSeq, a predicted model, not a curated record
GCACCCGGCCCCCGCCCCUCCUCCCUCCCUUCUUCCCUUGCCCUCCGAGUCCCGGGGCCGACAGUCCGCAGGCAGGCACUGCCGAGGCUACACCACUUCGGGCCGGCUCCCGGCGACGCCCUCAGAGGGGCGGCCCUGCGCUUGGAGCCCGAGCACCCGCGAGCCACCCCACGCCCCCGGGCGGGGCGGCGCAGAGCCAGAGCACUCAGGGGGUCCCGGGCGCCGCUAACCGCCUUGAGCAGCUUUGCGCGCGUGGACUCCCCACGCGCCCGCGCCGGGCGGCAGGAGCGGCGGCGAGAUGGCGGCGCGUGUCGGCCUCCUGCUGCGCGCCCUGCCGCUACUGCUGUGGGGCGGCCUGGACGCCCAGUUCUCCGAGCGCGGAGGCCAGGAGCUGCGCAGGGAGGCGGAGGCAUUUCUGGAGAAGUAUGGAUAUCUCAAUGAGCAGGUCCCCAAAGACCUCACCGCGGCAAGAUUCAGCGACGCCAUCAGGAAGUUCCAGCGGGUAUCUCAGCUGCCCAUCAGCGGCACGCUAGACCCUGCCACACUGCGCCAGAUGAUGCGGCCCCGCUGUGGGGUGGCAGACACAGACAGUCAGGCGGCCUGGACCGAGAGGGUUAGUGCCCUGUUCGCCGGACGCCGGGCCAAAAUGAGGCGUAAGAAACGCUUUGCGAAGCAAGGCAGCAAGUGGUACAAGCAGCUCCUCUCCUACCGCCUGGUGAACUGGCCACAGCACCUCCCGGAACAGGCAGUUCGUGGGGCCGUGCGUGCCGCCUUUCAACUGUGGAGCAACGUCUCAGCGCUGCAGUUCUGGGAGGCUCCAGCCACAGUCCCCGCUGACAUCCGCCUCACCUUCUUCCAAGGGGACCACAACGACGGGCUGGGCAAUGCCUUUGAUGGCCCAGGGGGCGCCCUGGCGCACGCCUUCCUGCCCCGCCGGGGCGAAGCGCACUUCGACGGCGACGAGCGCUGGUCCCUGACCCGCCGCCGCGGGCGCAACCUGUUCGUGGUGCUGGCGCACGAGAUCGGCCACACGCUCGGCCUGCCGCACUCGCCUGCGCCGCGCGCGCUCAUGGCGCCAUACUACAAGAGGCUGGGCCGCGACGCGCUGCUCAGCUGGGACGACGUGCUUGCCGUGCAGGGCCUGUAUGGGAAGCCCCAGGGGGGCUCCGUGGCCAUCCAGCUCCCAGGAAAACUGUUCACUGACUUUGAGGCCUGGGACCCCCACAGACCACAGGGAAGGCGCCCCGAAAUCCAGGGUCCUAAAUAUUGCCACUCUUCCUUUGAUGCCAUCACUGUAGAUGGGCAACAGAGACUGUACAUUUUUCAAGGAAGCCACUUCUGGGAGGUGUCCGCGGAUGGCAACGUCUCAGAGCCACGCCCACUACAGGAAAGGUGGGCGGGGCUGCCCCCCCACAUUGAGGCUGCUGCCGUAUCAUUGGACAAUGGAGACUUCUACUUCUUCAAAGGGAGCCGAUGCUGGAGGUUCCGGGGCCCCAAGCCAGUGUGGGGUUCACCACAGUUGUGCAGGGCAGGGGGCCUGCCCCGCCACCCCGACGCCGCCCUCUUCUUCCCUCCUCUGGGCCGACUCGUCCUCUUCAAGGGUGCCCGCUACUACGUGCUGGCCCCAGACGGACUGCAGGUGGAGCCCUACUACCCCCGAGGCCUGCGGGACUGGGGUGGUGUCCCCGAGGAGGUCAGCGGUGCCCUGCCACGGCCGGAUGGUUCAAUCAUCUUCUUCAGAGAUGACCGCUACUGGCGCCUUGACCAGGCCAAACUACGUGUGACCACCUCGGGCCGCUGGGCCGCAGAGCUGCCCUGGAUGGGCUGCUGGCAUGCCAAUUCGGGGGGCGCCCUCUUCUGAUGCUCCCACCCCUUAGUGAAUUGCUGGUGCCCUCGUGGCCAACGUGUAUCCUCUGCCCCAGGAGAAGGACCUGUCUUGGAAGCCUCUGAGCCUCCCUGCAUAAGACCAGGCAGGAAAGUUUGCAUUUGUGCCCUGGAGAAUAGCUUUGUGCUCUUCAGACAUCGACCUUUAAGGGAUCAAUCCAAGGAGAAACCAUUAAGGGUCUCCAACCCUACAGCCCUUCCCCUGAAGGACUCUCCUCCCCAAGCCUUAGGGAUUUUUCUUUUGCUAAAGGUACACUUCUGUCUGGGAGGCAACAGCACUGGGCGGCUAGGGAGGGUGCAGAACUCGAUGGAGAGGUUGGGACCACUUCGCAAGACUGUCUCCUUCCUCUCAGGA